Symbiodinium natans is the source of this 1137-nucleotide messenger RNA. The record is from the annotation of a GenBank genome assembly. Lineage: Eukaryota; Dinophyceae; Suessiales; Symbiodiniaceae.
AUGAUCAGUCUCCCGGCUGCGGGCGAUGCGGCUGAGAUGGAAGGCACAGCCGACGACCUGGAGAGCGAGUCUUCUGAAGCUUCUGUCUUCCAGAUGCUCACAGAGUGGCAGAAGCGAGCCGAUGAGCAGGGCACGUACCGCAUCAGCCGCCGAAAGUCUUGCGAGAAGCUGACGACGAAGCGCCUGCAGUCUGGCAAGUACAACUUCAAGUGGGGCCGCAAGCUUCGAGGGGGCCAGCGCUUCCGUCAGAUCUGGGCGCUGCUGUCGGGCGCCUGCAUCCUCCAGGACUGCUUCUCGAUCCCCCUCCUCGCCUUCGGCCGUGGUCCGACGUGGCUUCUCGAUAUCAUGGAGGCGGUCUUCUGGACCGUCAACAUCCCGGUCCUGGCCUGGUUUCUGAGCAUCCACGAUAGCUGGAACUGGCGGGAAGUGAUACUCGCGUGCCUAGUGGAAACCAUCUUGGUCUGCAUGCUGUACGUCGAGCUGCUGACGUGGGUGCACUCGGUGGAUGUGGCUGUGGCGCUGCUGCGAGGCUUGCAGCUCGGACGGGUGCUCCACCUUCCCAGGCUCUACGACUGGGCCGGGCUCGCCAGGCCGGUGUCGAACUGGAUGCACCGCAGCAGCCGCGAGGUGCGCGCGCUGGUCAACAUGCUGCUCUCCAUGGUCCUGGGCCUCUUCUUCUUGCACGUGCUCACGUGCUUGUCGUUCGCGGUGCGCAGUGACGGAGCAAGCCUCGACGACCUUCCCAUGCAGGACCAGUACCGGAUCACGUUGGAAACCGCCAUGGGUCGGCUGCAUCCUGUGCGUACUGCCGAGAACAUGCUGCUGCCCACCCAGCUCGAGAGGGUGGUCGCGCUCUUGGCCUCGGGCUCGGCGCUGCUUUUCGGCUCCAUGUUUGCCUCGCUCGUCACCAACGACCUGGCGGACAUCAGACGCGUGCGGCGACAGCAGAAGGAGACGGUGUAUCAGGUCUCCGACUAUCUCACGAUCUUUCCCAUACCCUGGGACCUGGAGAAGCAGUGCAAGGAGUUCCUCCGCACGAAGAUGGCUGGUCAGGCUGCCCCCUGCAAGGCGGAAAUUGCCCAGCUCCUUCCGGACUUCUUGCGCCCUGGCAUUCGGUCUGAGGGCGUCCUCUGCUAG